AUUAUUUUACAAACAAAAAUUAAAAUUGUUAAAAAUAGUUAACAGAUUUACAAUUCACAAGGUUUAAAAAAAUGGACGACAGUGUUAUAGUGCUCGACGACACGCAGCCCAGCCUGGAAAUCAUAGAAGACGGCGUGGAAGAUGGCGAGUUGGACGAUUCGGAAAUUAUGGUCGUGGAAGCGGCGGCAGACACAAGCUGCACCACCGAAAUAUUGCCGACUAGCGAAGUUAGUCCCAGUCUCGGAACUCAGGAGCCCACCCAAAGUUUGGUGUUUGAAGUUAAGUUCCACAACAAAGAAUACUUUGACGAUCUACACAACAAAAUGUUGGAUGUCUUGGGGGAAGCAUUUGCGGGCCGUCACCUAGAUUACAGAACAAACGAAACGGAGCUAGUAAUAGGCGCAUACGACGCAGGCGAGAUGCAGCCGCAAUCCCCUACAACACCUGACCCGAACACAGCAGACCUCUUUAUGAUUGACACAUCGCCGGCUCCCAAGCUGCAGGUGUCGCAGGUACCCUCUUAUAGGCGCUCCAAUACAGAUGUACUCGACGAGGAAACUGAAGCACGAAAGAAACUAAAGGCCGAGGCGGUGAACAAGUGCAUCCGUCCCAAGAAUCAGUCGUCCUGCUUCAACUGCGGCGAAGCGGGCCACUCCCUGCGUGAGUGCCUACAGCCGAGGAACAAUGUGAGGAUUCAACGGGCACGAAAGAAGAUCAGCCAUCGCAUGGAGCGCUACCAUGUGGACUUUGAGCAAAAGUUUGGACACCUUCGACCCGGAAAAAUCAGCACCAAGACCCGCCAUGCCAUGGGCUACAAUCGCAACGAGCUGCCGUUCAUGUUUUAUCGCCUUCGUGUAAUGGGAUAUCCGCCAGCAUGGUUGGAAGAUGCUAAGAUGCAAAGCUCAGGCAUUGCUAUCUUCAAUGCAGAUGGCACAGAGGUGACGCAAUCAGAUGACGAAGAAGGUGUAUCGAAUGCCUUCAAAUACGAUCUUAACAAAAUUGUCGAGUUCCCAGGAUUCAAUGUGGAACCCGGUGCUAAGUUCUUCGAUGACUUUAGGCAUCACAAUGUGCCGCCCUUUCAAAAGAGCCAGCUAAAGGAAAAAUUUAUAAGAUCUCUGGGGGAGAGAGUAAGCAAAGGCUACAGACGGAAGAAGCUCCUGGAUCUGCCAGCGCCGCAUGACGAGAGUCCGACUACGACCGCACAAACCAACUUCGUCGAGUAUGACAUGGAUGUGGAGGAGGAAGCAGAGGAAACAGGCCAUCCUCCACUACCAGUAACGGAGCCAACUGGCAAAUGUCUACCUCCUCCACCACCACCGCCGCCAGCAGAAGAGGAAGGGGAAGAACGUUCGCAGUCCCCAUCGAUAGAAGAUUUAAAGGCGCAGCAGGAGAAACUUUUGCUGCAACUGGAGAGCAAUACCUCGCUGGACACGAGCAGUUUAACAGCGGAUGAAUCCAUAACGCCGACAACACAGACGCAAACCCAGUCGUCGCCAACUAAAAUGACGCAAGCCCAGUCGGCACCCACAACGCCUAGCGGGACGAGAGACCUGGCCACACGGCAGUUCAAGGCCACCUUCGAGGGUACGCCGAUCCUCAAGUUCUCCAAGUUCGACCAGCUGCCAAACGACAGUAACUUCCGGGUGGGCGUGUGCGAUGUCCUCAACUUUGAGAAUUUGCCCGAUUCGACGGGCAAGUACGAGCAAAUGAAGGAUCUGCUGAAGAACGUGCGGGAAAAGAUGGUGAAGCUGCAGAACGAGGAUUAGUGCGUGAUCCCACCCAUGAUGCAUGAUCCACCUAUGUAGCAAUUCUAGAUACAUAUUUAAAAGCCUCCUAGUAGAUAAGUUUUUAACAAUUUAGUUUGCCAAUACACGAGUCGAGUCGAUGUCCAACCUGUAA
Drosophila guanche is the source of this 1899-nucleotide messenger RNA. Its product is annotated as zinc finger CCHC domain-containing protein 8 homolog. The record is from RefSeq and is a predicted model, not a curated record. Bases 72 to 1766 code for a protein of 564 amino acids. The transcript is spliced from 4 exons. Gene Ontology annotation, molecular function: RNA binding; zinc ion binding. Lineage: Eukaryota; Metazoa; Arthropoda; Insecta; Diptera; Drosophilidae. Gene Ontology annotation, cellular component: catalytic step 2 spliceosome.